AUGCAGUUCGCUCUACCUCCGCGGAGUCCCCAUCCUCUCCCUAGCGCCCGAUCGACUCGAUUGCCAUACUACCGCAAGAAACAGCUGAAGACUGUCGCUGUCGCUGCGAUCGCAAUUGCCACGAUCCUCUAUCUCCUCUCCUACUUUACCUCUUCAAGCUCGACAUCUGCUGUGACCGCGCCGGCUAGCACUUCAGGCGUUGUGAUCGUCACAGUUCUGGAUCGUAAAGUGCUGAGUGAGAGCUUCAUUAAGAAGAUCGUGACCAAUCGCGAAGAUUAUGCAAAGCGUCAUGGGUAUACGAAUUUCUUCGCAAGCACAUCCGACUACGAGGAAACCAUCGGCGACUCACCCCGAAGCUGGGCUACACUCCCCGCCGUCCGACAUGCCCUUGCUAAAAACCCAAGCUCAAAAUACUUCUUCCACCUCAGCGCCCAUGCGCUGAUAAUGAACCCGACCAAGUCGCUCAAGUCACACUUGUUAGAUCGGAGCAAACUAGAAUCGCUCAUGAUGAAGGACGUAUCCGUCGUCCCGCCAGACAGCAUUAUCAAAACAUUCUCGCAUCUCAAGGAGAAAGAUGUGGACCUGAUUGUUACCCGGGAUGGCGAGGAUCUCAGUCCUGGCAGCUUCAUCCUCAAGAAUGGCGAUUUUGCUCGCUAUUUUCUCGAUCUCUGGUUUGAUCCGCUAUAUCGCAGCUAUGGAUUUGCAAAGGCCGAGACGCAUGGAUUGGAUCAUAUCAUUCAAUGGCAUCCGACAGUUCUCGCCCGAACGGCUCUGGUUCCGCAACGCGUUUUGAAUGCUUACAGCAAAGACUCGUCUGGCGCAGAAGCAGAUGGGACUUACAAGGAUGGCGAUCUCGUCCUUCGUUUCCCUGGAUGCGAAGCUAAAGGCGGCGAUUGCGACGAACUGAAUCCGUAUUACAUGCUCUGGCAGAAGAAGGCGAAAAAUGGUUGA
This is a messenger RNA of Penicillium waksmanii, 951 nucleotides long. RefSeq names its product putative alpha-1,6-mannosyltransferase subunit. The record is from RefSeq and is a predicted model, not a curated record. The coding region runs from base 1 to 951 and encodes 316 amino acids. Gene Ontology annotation, biological process: protein N-linked glycosylation. Gene Ontology annotation, molecular function: alpha-1,6-mannosyltransferase activity. NCBI's taxonomy places the organism in Eukaryota, Fungi, Ascomycota, Eurotiomycetes, Eurotiales, Aspergillaceae. Gene Ontology annotation, cellular component: Golgi membrane; mannan polymerase complex. The transcript has 3 exons.